Messenger RNA from Cylicocyclus nassatus, 790 nucleotides. Lineage: Eukaryota; Metazoa; Nematoda; Chromadorea; Rhabditida; Strongylidae. The record is from the annotation of a GenBank genome assembly.
AUGAUCAAAUGGGAGGAAUUACCUAAUGAAAUAAUCAACACCGUAUGUGACUACCUCAGUUUUUCCGAACGUCGUACUUUAUCAAUGGUUAGUCGUCGAUGUCUUCAAAUUGUUCGAUCUCGACGAGAAAAAUUCGCUGGAGUAAUCGUGAGAGGAGUACCAUCUGUGAAUUACUAUUUUAUCGACAUAGCAUUUGAAGAUGGCUCACGAUUACGAAAGGAGUUUAGCAGUUCGUAUUGCGGUACAACGGAUGUAAAGACAGUAAAGACAGACUAUUCCAACCCAUUUGGAUCGUGUCAUAAUGGAAGAAUAAGGAAAGUGACGCCGUAUCAGCUGAUGACCGUCCAUCUCAGGAAUAUUUUGGAACGAAGUACACUACAUACACUGUACAUCGGACUAGUCGAUGUCGCGCCCUUGCUCAACUCUGUCGAUUGUCGCGUGGCCAGCGUGGUUUUACCAGAUGAAUGCGAGAUGGACCACGUUCCACGUUUGACAGAGCCGUCGAAGACUAUAAUGACGAAAGUUAUAUGAUUACAUGAUUCGCAAUGGGACUUUGAUCUCUGAGGUUGCAUCCUCGUGUACAUGAUUACGUUAUUGUUGCAUCCUCGUGUACGUGAUGUACAUCAAUCGGACAGGAAUCUACGCGGUAGCUUUAUAUCAUAAGACGAACCUGCCACUGAAACUCGCAAAUCUUUAUAACCACUCCACCCAUCCUUGCACAACGUUCUAUGACUUUGCCCCAUGUCAUCUGCUCAGUUUGUGUUUCUUUGAACCCAAAGAGAAUAAAGAG